CGCAGCUCGUUUCUUGGUGUGGAUGUUGCUCGCGAGCUGCUUUGCACUGGUGGAUGGCGGUACACACAUGGAAGCAAGAGCAUUCUGUCCGCACAAACACACAAGCAGCAGCAGCAGCAGCAGACAUGAUGCACACGCAAAGUCGAUAAAACACACCUGCUGGAGCUGGAAUCUCUGUUCGGGCAGGCGCUACUGUCUCGCGCAAUCGGCAUCGUGUACGGCAAGCAACCCAUCACCGCCUACUGCACAACGGACGACAGUCAGUGUGGUUUGCUCGAGGUGCCAGGAUCAAAGUACGGAACAGUGUACAAAGUGUUCCCGGGCAUCAAUUUCUGUGCCUGCGAAUCGUUUCGCGACUGGCUGUUGAAGCAACGACGCCAACCCACGUGCAAGCACGUACUAGCUGCCCGGCUGGCACUAAUAUUGAAUAGGAAAAAGGACGUUCCACUUGCCUGUGACAGUUUGCACCAGCUAAAACAACAAUUUGUGGAAGACUGCUUGAGUUUGGGUGGUGCAGGUGGAAGCGCCGUAGCGCAUCAGCAACCAGCAUCAAUCUCCUGCAACAACAACGCCGUAUAGUAACUGAUUUUAAACAGGCUUUCCCCCUCCAUCCCCUCUGCCUGGCUGUACAGUUUGAUGCAAAGGACGAAGCGUCUAUUUGGCAAAGGGAUUAUUUCAAACCCCAAAAUGGUGACGCAGUCCCAGUUUAGCCAGAUACAGUUUCAGGCCGUGCUGAACAAAUUUUCCAUGCUGUACAACGUAAUGAAGGCUGCGAAUUUCGUCGAUAACGCCAUUGUGCAGCUGAGCAACGACGGCAUGAAGGUUAUCGUUGAGGAUGCGAAAAGCAUCCAAGCAUCGGCCUACAUUACGCGAGCUUGCUUUUCCGAGUUUAAACUGGCCAUUGCGCGACCCUCUUCCGUGGCGGACGCUCCCAACAAUCCUGACGCCACGCUGCCCUUCAUUUCGUUCGGGCUCAACCUGAAGGUGUUUACGGAUUGUUUGAGCAUGUUCACUAGCGGUGAUUACGAUUCGAGCCUGAAGCUUAUCCAAAAGGGUACCGGUGCCCCGCUGAUCGUGAUCCUGGAGCAGCACGGCGAGGACGAGCUCAUUACGGAGUGUUCGGUGCGCACGAUGGACCCGUUCGACUGUAUGGAGCUGGACUUUGAGGACGAGCAGCAGAUAGUGAGCAAGCUCAACGUGAAGGGCAUGGAGUUUUUCCAGCUGCUGAGCGAGAUGGAUCGCAACUGUGACGAAAUUGAAGUGAUUAUUUCACCCGACGCACCGCACCUGAUUUUACACUCGUUCGGCGAGCUGCAUUCGGAAACGAGCGUUGAAAUAACCAACACGAGCGACAUGCUGAUUACGUUCAACUGUACCGAUGCGAGUCGCAAUCGGUACAAGUUCCAUCAUUUCCGGCUUGCCAUGCGUACGCUCGCAUUGGCUUCCAAGGUGGCACUGCGCACCAACAGCGAGGGCUUGCUAGGGCUGCAAGUGAUGAUCGAGAAUAGUGAUAGUUCGCACAUUUUUGUGGAAUACUUUAUCUUGCCACUGAUGUCGGACGGUGAUCAAACCGCUCUGUAGUGGAUCGUUUGUUUCACUAGCGUCUCUUGAAAGAUAAAGAAUUAAAGCACACGCAA
Molecule: messenger RNA, 1637 nt
Organism: Anopheles gambiae (African malaria mosquito)
Lineage: Eukaryota; Metazoa; Arthropoda; Insecta; Diptera; Culicidae
Gene: Rad1
Exons: 3
Coding region: 637-1581 (314 amino acids)
Biological process (GO): DNA repair; DNA damage checkpoint signaling
Cellular component (GO): checkpoint clamp complex; nucleus
Molecular function (GO): 3'-5' exonuclease activity
Source: RefSeq, a predicted model, not a curated record